CCCAGUUGCAUUCCAUCUCUCCCAGUCUGCAUCCAUAUCACAGCUCCACUGAUCAUGCAGUGCUUGCGUCACUCCUUUCAGCAGAUGGAGAGGAGGACGAGGGGGAGGGUAAGACAGAGAGAGAAAGGGGAGGAGGAGGAGGGAGCUGUAUCCCUUGCAUCAGGCACGCCAGCCUUCGUCACCGGAAAACAACAAGGAAGAUCGUCGCACAACGGAGCUAAAAAAAAAACACCAUUAGCAGCAGCAGCAGCAGCAGCUCCUCCUCCUCCAUCAGACGAGUAUCCACAGAUUAGGCCAAGACGGUUCUACUUUCUACGGGCACAGGCAAGCUCCCCCAGGCAGGCGGAGCUCUCCCAAGCAUGACCUGAGAGGAAAGGCAGAAAUCCAUCGGACGCUCUCCAUCAAAAUGGGCAACCAGGAGGCUAAGCAAAAGAAAGCUACAGCAGCAUCGGGUAAUGGAAGCUACCCUUCACUUGAUGAAGGAUGGAGAGAGGGAGGUGGGGACACAACAAAAAAGGGAGGAAAGAAACUCCAUGGUAAGCAUGGAGGGAAAGGAGCAGCCAGUGGUGGAGGAGGAGGGGGGGGGGUUCAUGGCACAGGACCAGGAAAGAAGAAAAACAAAUCUGAGUCCAAGUCCUCUGUUUUCUCCAUUCGGAAGAGAAAGGGCAACCUGAAAGGGAAAGGAGAUGCGUCUUCAUCAGUAACAGGCUCAAAGGAGGACGUGUUAGCAUCUCAACAUGACGAACUGGACAACACAAAAACACCCGAAAUGUCUGCAGAUGAGCUCGGACAGUCGGAUACUGAGACUGCUUUCCCGGAAAAGAAAAAGAAACCAGAGCACGGGGAGAAGGGUGGAGGAGAGCAGAAGCAGGAGAUGCAGCGGAAAGCCUCUACAGCAGCAACGUCUCCCGCAGAGGAUGGAGGGCCGAAGGGGGGGAGCUCAGGGUCGGACACAGAUAUCUACAGCUUCCACUCCGCAGCUGACCAUGAGGAUUUGCUAGCAGACAUCCAGCUCGCUAUUAGGCUCCAGCACCAACAGCAGCAUGGGGGGGCUAACUCAGCUGUCGUAGCACAUGGAGGGGGAGAGAGGGAUCUGAGCUGGGGAGGAGGAGAGGGGAGGAGGAAUCAGAGUAAUGGGGUAGUUAAAUUAACUCCUGAGGUGCUUGACCUGACCCCAGAAUUAGAAUUGGGGUCUGAUGCUCUGUCGUUCCUAGAAACGGGAACUCUGUCUGACUCUGACAAGCACACAGACCAGCUGCCAACACUGCACCUCCCCUUUCAAACAGAGGUGCAUGAGAGGAGGGCGGAGAAGGAGGAGGAGGAGGAGGAGGAGGAAGAGGAAGAGCAUCCGGAGCGAAAUCGGAAGGGGCAAAAGGAGAGCGGGAGAGAAGCCUCUCUUUGUGCUGCCACAGGCACAAAAGACCAGCAUGCUUGGGUGCAGCAGCCCCCUCUCUCAGCCAUCACCAUAGCUACUGCCGGGGGGGCAGCAGUCAGCCCGAUCGCCAUGACAACCAGUGGUAACAGCUUCCCUGAUCUCACAUGUGACAGAGUUUGGAAAACCCCAAGGGAGGAGGAAGCAGGAGGUGAAACCCGGCGGGAGGAGGAGACCGAGCCCGUGGUGGAUGUAGAUGUCAGUCCUCCACCUGCUGACUGCCGCAGCAAAAGUCCUGAACCCACUGAAGGGCUCAGCUCAGGGCCCGUAUUUGAAGAAGGUGAGGGUCAGUUGGGCUCAGGUACCAGUGCCGAGUCCCUUGAGGACUGCCUGAGCGCUGGAUCCGAAUCCAUCCAUUCUGCUGCCGCCAGCACCAGUGCCUCCCCCUCCAACCAGCCUUGCAGAAGGAGCAGCGUCUGCUUCAGUCCGCUGCCUGACCAGGAGAGCCCCACACUGGCCAAACGACUCCUCCGUUCUAACCACUCCUCCACAUCCUCUUGCCCUGUGGUGAAACCCUACCCUCCCAUUUUCCCCUCCUACAUCAAGACCACCACUAGACAGCUCAGCUCCCCAGGGCACUCCCCAGCCCUGUCGCCCUCCCACAGCCCCCUGUCCCCGCGCAGAGCCCACCAUCACCUCCACAGGACGAUGGCUGAGUAUCACCAAGUCCGUAGGAAGCGCUCUCGAAGCCUCGCUGGGUCUCUGAGUCGCUCUGCUGAUUGGACAGAGGAGCUUGAGAGGAGGCUGAAGAGCAGAGAGGAUUAUGCUGGGGGCUCUGGUGAUUCAGGAGAAUAUCUGGUGGGCUACAGAGGAGGAGGCAGCCAACCCAUCUGUGCUACCAGAAGAUCGUCCUGUGGACAGGUCUCUACCUGCGGCUUUCAAGACGUCUUCACAGGUCGAACUCUUCUGGAAAAGCUGUUCCUGCAGCAGCAGCAGCAGGAGGAGCCGGAGGAGGCUGAGAGGCUCUGCUCCAGGAUCUUGGCCAUGGGUCUUCUGCUGCCUUUUACUGACUGCUUCAGAGAGCAGCUGGGAGGAAGCACUGCCCACAUCACCUCAACAACAUCAGCCAAGUUUGAUCAUGACCAGCUAUAUACAUGGGCAGCAGUUAACCAGCCACCUCACUCUCUGGAUCCUCUUGAGGGGAAACUACCAGGGCAGUUGAAGGGCCCCUGGCCUCCAGUCAGGCCAGGUGGGGACAGCAGGACUGUACUCAAAUCCACAGAGGCAGAGGACAAUCAAGAACACCAUGCAGCCAUCUUGGGUUUGAGGCAAGAACAGACGGAAAGCCAAGAGGUGGAAUCUGUCCUUCCUUCAACAAAACUGAAGGAAAAACAUGUUAACGUCAUCCAACAGCUGGAACAAACCAUAGAAGACCUCAGGACUAAGAUUGCUGAGCUGGAGCGACAGCCCCCUCUGCUGGACAGGGACAGUGCGAAACCCACCUCCACCACAGAGAGGUGGUGUGGUGGAGAGGAAAGCGUGCUGAGGGCUGUGUGUGACGCUCACCUGCAGACUGAAGCCGGCUCCGCUCUGGGUUGCCUGGAGGCCAAGUCAGUGCAGACCUCGCCCAUGGACGACAGCUUUAAGUUCAAAGUGCCUUGUAGUGAGCCAGGUGGAGUCAAUGGCUUCCUGCAGCCUCCACCCAGACAGGACGGCUUCCAUUGUUCAUGCCAGCUGCAGCCUCCACCUCCACCGCCUCUUCCAGGAGGAGCAGUACCUUCUCAUCCUUUACCAGGACAGACUGUGGCACCUCCUCCUCCUCCACCAUUACCAGGAGGCUCAAUGCCAGCUCCUCCACCUCCACCUCCAUUACCUCCUGAUUCAGCAGUUCCUCCACCUCCUCCUCCUCCUCCUCCUCCUCCAUUGCCUGCUGGCAUUGCUCCACCCCCUCCUCCUCCUCCUCCCCCUCCACUUCCUGGUGGCUUUGCUCCACCACCACCCCCUCCACCGCCACCUCCUCCUCCUCCACUCCCUGGUGGCAUUGCUCCACCUCCUCCUCCAUUACCAGGAAUGGGAGGCCCACCUCCUCCACCACCACCUCCAGGCUGUGGGCCUCCUCCCCCUCCUCCUCCACCAGGAGCCAUCUGUGUUCCCCCAGCUUUUUCAGGGGCUCUGGGCUUCCUGCCUCCUCCUCUGCCACUGGGGCUGUACACUCUGGGUCUGACUCAGGAGAAACCGCCCAGGAAGUCAGUGGUAGAGCCUCCUAGACCCAUGAAGCCCCUCUACUGGACCAGGAUCCAGCUGCACACCAAAAAGGAGGUCUCUACUUCGCUGGUGUGGGAGACUAUUGAGGAGCCUGAUGUGGACUUUGAGGAGUUUGUAGAGUUGUUCUCCAAAACAGCUGUGAAGGAGAAGAAGCAGCCGCUCUCUGACACAAUCACCAAGUCCAAGGCCAAGCAGGUUGUGAAGCUCCUAAACAACAAGCGUUCUCAGGCAGUAGGAAUCCUCAUGUCCUCCCUGCAUCUUGACAUGAAAGAUAUCCAGCAUGCCAUCCUGAACAUGGACAACACAAUAGUUGACCUGGAGACCCUGCAGGCCUUGUAUGAAAAUAGGGCACAACAGGAGGAGCUGGACAAGAUUGAAAAGCACAUCAAGUCCUCAAAAGACAAGGAGAACGCCAAACCUCUGGACAAACCCGAGCAAUUUCUCUACCAGCUCUCCCUGAUCCCAAACUUCUCUGGCAGAGUCUUCUGCAUCCUCUUCCAGUCCAGCUUCUCUGAGUGCACGUCGUCCAUAAUAAGGAAACUGGACACACUGCAGAGGGUAUGCAAGGCGUUGCAGCACAGCGAGACAGUGAAGAAGGUUCUAGGUCUAGUUCUGGCCUUUGGUAACUUCAUGAAUGGUGGUAAUCGAACCAGAGGCCAAGCUGAUGGCUUCACCCUCGACAUCCUGCCCAAACUGAAAGAUGUCAAGAGCAGUGACAGUAUGAAAAGUCUUCUGUCUUACAUCGUUGCAUACUACCUCAGACACUUCGAUGAGGAUGCUGGUAGAGAGACAUGUGUGUACCCUCUCCCUGAGCCUCACGACCUGUUUCAGGCUUCACAGAUGAAGUUUGAAGACUUUCAGAAAGAUCUGACUCGAUUCAGGAAGGACCUGAGAGCGUGUACGUCAGAAGUGGAAAAAGUGUGCAAAGUUUCAGACGAGGAUAACCUGCAGCCUUUUAAAGACAAGAUGGAGGACUUCCUCGCAGAAGCUAAAAGUGAACUGGAGACCCUCGAAGCUCAACUCAGCAGCACUCACAAACUGUUCCUGGAGCUCACAGUGUUCUUUUCAGUGAAGGCCAAGGCAGGAGAGAAGGAGGUUUCACCCAAUACUGUCUUCUGCAUCUGGCACGAGUUCUCCUCUGAUUUCAAGGACCAGUGGAAGAAGGAGAACAAAGCCAUUCUCAAGGAGAGGUUAAAAGCAGCAGAAGAGUGUUUCCGACAGGCCAAGGAGAAGGCUUCCUAUAGCGUCAAACCUAAACACGCCUCUGGCAUUAAAGCCAAGCUUGGCAUGAAGAUUUGAGUCAGUGGACUUGGAAUGCUUGUUUUCCUGACUUUGGGCACAGACAAUAAAGUAUAAGGAGGACAGAAGAGAAAAAUGAAGGGACAGCACAAAUGCAUGUAUGUGCAGCUGAGCCUAAUCUGUACAUCAUCAUUCAUUCAUUUCUUUUUUCCAGUGUGAUCACAUUUGCCUGCUCUGCCAGCCUGUUGCCUUAGGUUGCUGUCCUCUCUAGCUGCUCUAGGGCCACCAGGCACCAGUAAUGAUGUGUUGUUGGGAUCACCACAACUCAGACAAAUUACAUGCAGUAUACACCAGCUGGAAUAACAACAUAUUGUCUGUGCAGCCUAUAAACCUUCAUAUAUAAAAUAACAAAUAUAUUAUGAAUUAAGUUUUUUCAGCAGUAUGGUAAAGUCAAAAAAUAAGCCACACAGUACUGUAAUCUCCAUAAACAGACAAAAGCCUCAGUGAGAGGGGAUGUGAGGAAGACUUCUUUUUUAAAUUCUGACUAAGGAACUGGCACAACCAACAACCGCAUGACUCAGUAUUACAUGAUUAUACCGAACAUGACUGUCCUUCUGGCCAUGUAGUAUUUAAAUUCAGCUAAUUUGAGAUUUUUGGAUGCACAAAAAUAAAAAAUAAAAAUGUCCCAGAGUUCUGUAAGGUACACAUGUUUUGACCAAUAGGUGCAGCAAACACAUCUUUGCGCAUUUAGAAGAAUAACAGGUGUAUCGAUUUAUUGCACAGCCAAACUAACAUGGGCUGAUAAGGUGACAUGCAAUUUUAAUAAAAAGAAGACUGUCAUGGACAUGAUAAUACUGAUCAGACGUCCAGUACAUAAAUCAUCAUGUCCUGUGAAUCCCUUGUUUCCCUUGGAAACAGAGUUCAAUACAACCCAUGCCCUAAAUAGUUUGAAAAACAGGAGCUGAUAAAAUCUAAAAGAUUAUAACUUCAAACUGUUAAGCAUUCAGAUCCACCAGAAUAUGUUUCUGUGAAUGUAGCUUGGGAACAAUGGAGAUAACAGCACAAGGAUGAUGUAAGGCUGGAAGGCAAAACUCAGCUGGAACAUUAAAAGCAUUCGUCUGCAGUAACACUGAUGAUCUUGCCAAGCACAAACAUGCACUCGCAUGUAUAAUUUCAUCACUUGUAUUUAGUUGAAAGAAAAAAAAACUUCCACUAUUUGCAGUCCACUAUUUCCCACUAUUUCAUCCAAUCGUAAAUAUCCCCAUAUAUACAGGCUUUUGCUUUAGGCUAUAAUGUUAUGGUCUAUUUCUUGUUGGCAUAAAGUAUUCAUUAUAAAUGGCCAUAAAUUCUUGAAUGCACUGGACAAUUUCAAACAAAUGAAGGUGGCACUAAAAUAGCAUACACUUAAAUGGCCAUAACUUAGUGGUGACAAGUCUGACUCAUGUUAACGUGUCAAUUUAUCUUUGUCCAAAUGUUUGAUAAAAUCAUCUUUAGAGCUCUGUGCAGCAUUGGUGAAAGUAUGCAUUUUGUUUGUCUUGGAACUUAGCCUGGGAGUGUGAAGAGGACCAUCUUGUCUGAAUAGAAAUGUUGAAACCUCAACAGCCACUGAAGUCAAAGAGAAUGAGAGUGACUGCCAUUUAGCAGUAACAGCACUUGCUGAGAUAUGUUCUGGUUAUAUUGUGCAAAUAUUACUGACAACAACUUCAAAACUCUAUGUUCAAAAGUGACAGAAAUCUGAGGAUUCCCAGACAGCAGCUAUGUACACAUCCUUUCAAAUGCCUCAGUAAAUUGUCUCACCUUGCUAUCAGUUCUCUCUACAUGGACUCUUACACACUACCACAAUGCUGUUUGUAAUUCUAUAUCUUAACUGUACAAUCGGAUUUAUCCUCUCAGUAGAAAAUCUAACUCAGUAAACAUUUUUACAGCAGUGUUGAUGGGCAGGAGAAGAAAGCCACUGUAAACUUACAUGUGUAAUUUUAAUGUAUAUGUCAUAUCAUACCAGAUAUGCCAUAGAAGGUGUAUGUUUUUUCAUCACCCCGUUAAUCACAUCUUUGUGGUUGAAAGCUAAUUGGUGAAGGAUGUAUAAUGCAUUAAAUGACAGUUAUUGAAUUUUGUUGCAGAACUAAUGACUAUCGAUGUAAAGUAAUAAAUUUAUGGUGAGACACGUUUUGUGUUUCUUUCAUUGAUGUCCUCUUCUGCUGGCCAACAUGAUACACUCAAUAAGAACUUGACUACGUUUCAUGUGCAAUAAAAGUUUUUGUAUACAUGUAUAUGAAGAGGAUGCAAGGGUGUGGGAGUGGUGUCAUUUAUGUAAAAUAAAGAUUAUGAAUUCUGCAUUA
This is a messenger RNA of Micropterus salmoides (largemouth bass), 7215 nucleotides long. It is a transcript of the gene fmn2b, whose product is annotated as formin 2b. Gene Ontology annotation, cellular component: actin filament; nucleus; cytoplasm. Gene Ontology annotation, molecular function: microtubule binding. Bases 407 to 4936 code for a protein of 1509 amino acids. The record is from RefSeq and is a predicted model, not a curated record. Gene Ontology annotation, biological process: actin nucleation; intracellular transport. The transcript has 20 exons. NCBI's taxonomy places the organism in Eukaryota, Metazoa, Chordata, Actinopteri, Centrarchiformes, Centrarchidae.